UUUUCAUUGACAGCGGAUGUCAUUACGCGCGCCGUUUCGCGCCAAUUUUGAAAAGUUUUUUUAUAAAAGUGUUGUGUUAACGUGAUACACUUGUGUGUUUGUUUGGUUGUCUAUGGUAAGAAUAGUGCUGUGAAUGGUGUAUAUCCAGGAUAUAUAAAUACGUUGUGGAUUAUUGUACGUCUGUACUCUGUAUUUUAAUAAUUCUAAAUAGCGGCACGGUUACUUCAAAUUCAUUGAACUUUAGGAGUGUAUAUCCAAACUUUAGAUCUGUGAUAUAAAUAAGUUAUUAACACAGUGCAACACGAAAUACAACGAACGAACAGUGAACAUAAAACAAACAAAAUGUGCAAGUGAACACGUAAUAAUGUCAAAGUGUAAACACAAAGGGGAUGGCUCUACGAAAUGACGUCAUGGAGUCCAACUUCCUGCCCGCGGACACGCCGCCGAUGACUGACAUCGCGUUCCAGCCGAAAACGGACUUGGCCAUCGAAUACUUUAACACUUUCAACCAAAUAUGCGAGAACUACCGCGACGACAGGCAAGCGGACGGCCUACGAGCCGUAGACGCGCUACGCGGUGCGCCCGAUCAGCUACGCGGGCACUAUGAUGCGCUACGGUCGCCGUCAGAUCACCUACGCGCCCCCGCGGACGGCGUGCGCGCGUCGUCUGACUCGCUGCGGCUGUCGUCGGACACGCUACGUGUUUCCUCAGAAAUAUUGGACGGUAGCCGCGAGUUUAUAAGCACAGACUUUCAAAAAACAGAGUUUAGUGACAAAGUGUUUUUGGGAAAGGACGAGCAAGUGUUUCAGUUCGGACAACCGGACGCCUCAGCGUUAUUAAGGCAUCGCGCGAGGCGGAGGUACAAUGAGGAGCAUGGCCUGCCUACAGCCACCAGUCAGGAGAGCGGGUACGGCAGCGAUGAGUUCGGGCACGACUCGCCCAGCCGGUACGCGUCGCCGAAGGGCGCCGGCGCGGGCGCCGCGUACCAAGAGCCGUACUACGGCGGCGAGUGGGGCGCCGGCUACUACCAGCCGCCGCCCUACCACCACGACCCCUACGCGACCUCGCCAGGCAUAGGCGCGGGCGCCGGGGCGGGCGAGGCGGGCGCGGCGGGCGGCGCGGAGCUGCCGCUGCCGCCGAUGUCGUCGUUCCGCGCCGCGGCGCCGGUGCACUCGCCCACCGACGCCAUGCUCGUCGCCAAGCCCACCAUGCAGCCGAUGUACGCGGGCGGUGCGGCGGGCGCGGGGGGUGUCGGGGUGGGGGGCGGCGUGGCGGGGGGCGUGGCGGGCGGCGCGGGGGGCGAGGCUGCCAGCCUGUCGUCGUACGGCUCGUCGCCCUCCACGCCCGUGCACUCGCCGCCGCCGCUGCACGCGCGUCUCUACCCGCUCAAGCACGCGCACAAUGGACAGGGUACAAGUUGGGUGGGCGCGGGCGUGUCGCCGCCGCCGGGCACGCCGCACGGGCCGCACACCCCGCACGGCUCGCACAGCGCGCACACAGCGCACACAGCUCACACCGCACACGCACAGCACGCCGGCCCGCACGCGCCGCUCGCCGGCGUGCUGCCCAACGGCCACCACGUGGCGGUGUACCCGCCGCCUGUCAUGGGCGGCGGCGCGGAGCAGCGCCAGCUCGACGAGGCGAUGGUGUUCCUGCGCGAGCACAGCGACGUCGGCGUCAGUGCGGGCGCCCGCAUGGAGGAGCGGCUGGACGACGCCAUCAACGUGCUGCGCAACCACGCGGAGGCGCCCGACCUCUACCCGCAGGACGUGCCGCACCAGCCCGCAGCGACUCGGCUGGGCGGCCUCCCACACUUACAGCCGGAGCCUGUCAAAUUAGAGCGACAUCUAUUGCCCAAUACUAAGAAGCGCAAGGAGCCGCCGGACUCGGGCGUGGACUCGAAGCCGUCCUCGUCUGGCUCCGACCCGCUCGCCGGCAAGCCGCCCUCCGCCAAGCGCUCGCGCCGAUAUGUGGCCGGCAGCUGCUCGUCGGCGGACGAGGACGAGCUGGACCCCGACGCGAAGGCGGCGCGCGAGCGCGAGCGCAGACAGGCCAACAACGUGCGCGAGAGGAUACGAAUAAGAGACAUAAACGAGGCGUUGAAGGAGCUCGGACGGAUGUGCAUGACGCACCUGAAGAGCGAUAAGCCGCAGACCAAGCUCGGCAUCCUCAACAUGGCCGUUGAGGUCAUCAUGACGCUCGAGCAGCAAGUCAGAGAGCGCAACCUGAACCCGAAGGCGGCGUGCCUGAAGCGGCGCGAGGAGGAGAAGGCGGAGGACGCGCCCAAGCUGCUCGCCGCGCCGCUGCACCACUACCAGACCAUGCCGGGCAUGGGCCAAGUGCCAGGGCAAGGGCCGGCGGGCGGCCAAUAGCGAGGGCGUGCGCGCACACACGCGCCCCCCCACACGUGCACACACACGCACACACACGCGCGCCUCUAGCCGGCACUAGGGGCCGGCCCGCACGAUAGCGGCCUUUACUCAAAUAUGUUUCGGAUUAUUUUCAAUGUAACUUCACUUUUUUUUUGUAUAGCAUCAAUGUAGGUUUUAUUACUGUCUAUCUGUUGAAAUUUGUCUGUAUUUUUGUUUGUCUAUCUGUUUCGUAUCUCGUUUCGUUCUUCCCCUUCACCUUUCUGUGUCUGUAAUCGGACGGCAAAGCGCAAAUGUUAGACAUUCCAUUGGCCGCCGUGCGGGUUGCGCGUGUGUGUCGGGCCGUUCGCGCGCGUCUGUAGGCGCUCGGGCCGUUCCGCGCCGUCCGUCCCGGCCUGUACAUAGCUCUAAGUGUGUAUAUUACCUAGACAUAGGACAUAGCUUUAUAUCCCGAACGUUCAUCACGAAAUUUUGUAUGUCUAUCCAAAGACGCGUCGAUGGAGGAAAAUUGUAAAAUAGCCCCCCCCUAGAUAUACGUAGCAUAAUUAAUGGAUAUAUGAGAUGAAGAGAUAUUUUAAUUACGACUCGGAAUAGUUUUCGUUCGCUGCCAUAAGCGUAGGCUAAGCUCCGCAGUCCGUUUCCGUGGCCGCUCCCGUCCCGCCUGUAAUUACUUCUCGACCGAAUCGCUUGACAAUAAACACCUCGGAAAUGGACUUUGGAAUUAUUUUAUUAGGGAUUUCUUUACGCCUUUUUAGAGAUUCGAUGGUGGGACGAAUGACGUAAUGUUUUAUUUGUGAAUUUGUGUGUUUUUCCCUAUUUUCCCGGAAGGGUCCCUGUUACACGGCCUUACGUAAUGAAAUAAAUGAAUUGAAGGAAAUAGGGACAAACACACAAACGUUCCGUUUGGCUGCUAACUUAAGUGACGUACUUAAGGUUUUUAUUUUGUAACUCCAGUGAAUUUUAUGAUUUUACCCCGUUUACAGGUUUAUGUUACGCGAUCGCGUAUCGUUUUAUUUAUAUUAUUCGGUAGCUAUAGCGUUUUUGAUUGGAUCGUACUUAUCCAGUGCACUGUAUGAAAUUAAUUAUUUUUUGUAUGAUUAUUAUUAUUUUUAAUCGAGAUUUUGAUUUAUUGAUUAUUAUAAAUCGCAACGCAUGACAAAUCUAAUUUUGCAUGCAAAUCAAGUAUUUUUAUAGAUUUUUUAUAGUGCACUCGAAAUUGUUUUUACGGAACGAACGCGUCUCGAUAAAUUAUAAUAAAAUAAGUUUAAGGAGAGCUAACGUGACAUUGUGUUCGUUUCGCGUUCAACAUUUGAAUGAUUAUUUGGCGACAAUCGACUUGUAAAUAGGAAGUGGAUAUCGAAGCUCAAUGUAAUGUCGGUAUCGGUGCGAGCUCACACACACGCGGUCCGUUUCCUGCUCCCGAAGUCAGAUUCUGAAUUCCUAGCACAAACGUAAAACCGCACGUUAGAUUUUUUUUCGUUCGGAAUAGUUUGGUUUCCUUGUGAAAUAUUUAUAUAUUCCGAAUCUAAUAUCUCGAUCAGGAAACCUGAUUGGUGUGUGUGAGCCUCGGAAGCUGGUCGCUGGGGGGGGGGCACUGCGGGCUGUACCAAAUUAGUAACUAUUUGUUAGUUACGCGUGAGGCACAGCACCAACAGUCCCCCCCCCCCCACUCGCCACGAGAUUGGAAAGUUCAAAAUAUUUUUUUAGUAUUUCGUCGUAGUUUUUAAGUCACGCAAUCGCGACCGCUGUUAGCUUAGUUGACUUUCUCUUCCAUUUAGCGUUAAUUUUAAGUUUUUUUUUAUUAUGAAUCGAUCGAUUUGGUUCCGCUCGUCACACCGGUAACUUAUUGGAAAUGCUCAGGUUAAUAGAACGCGGCACUGGAGUUGAUUUUUAUUUCUUUCUGUUACUAAUCCUGGUGAUUCGUAAUGAUGAGGCUUUGCAAGAUUUGUUUGUUGUUUUGUGAACUCUGUAUAAUGGAGCGAUCCCUCUGUUCAAAUGGAUUAUAAAUAUUACAAGAAAGCUCUUAUUAUAAAAAUGAAUAAUUAUAAUUAAAUAUAAAUGUGCCAUUCAUUUUGCUAAAA
Molecule: messenger RNA, 4450 nt
Organism: Colias croceus (clouded yellow)
Lineage: Eukaryota; Metazoa; Arthropoda; Insecta; Lepidoptera; Pieridae
Gene: da
Product: protein daughterless
Exons: 14
Coding region: 390-2372 (660 amino acids)
Biological process (GO): regulation of transcription by RNA polymerase II
Cellular component (GO): transcription regulator complex
Molecular function (GO): DNA-binding transcription factor activity, RNA polymerase II-specific; RNA polymerase II cis-regulatory region sequence-specific DNA binding; protein dimerization activity
Source: RefSeq, a predicted model, not a curated record